GAUGGCUCGACCAAACGGCAAGCAGUCAACAGGGGAAAAAAAUGGAUUUCUCAAAAAGGAAGCUCAAAGAGCUGCCUACAGCUGCUCUGGCGAGGAGUGAUGUUGUCUGGAGCCUGGACCUGCAGCACAACAGGUUGAAACACGUCAAGGGGAUCUCUGCACUUCGCCACCUGAGAGACCUCAACCUAUCUCGGAAUGAGCUCUCCAUCUUUCCCCGGGAGAUAGAAGAGCUCCGUGAACUGAGAAGGCUGUACCUCAACCAGAACAGUAUCAAGACUAUCCCAGAAGGCAUCUUUUCUCAGCUAAAGGAGCUGGAAUUCCUCAAGCUAAGCACCAACCACCUGUCAGAGAUUCCCUCGGAUCUUAAUCUCUGUAAAAAACUUGAGUAUGUGAACCUCUCCAACAACUGCUUGAAGGACCUAAGGGCUCUGGUGGGCCUGCCCAAACUGAAGGACCUCUAUGUGGAAAAAAAUUACCUGACCAAGCUUCCUGCCAGUCUCUUUUUGGACACAGGCCUGACUAUGUUCAAGGGCACUGAAAACCCCCUUCGGGAGCCCCCCGAAGAGGUAUGCGCAGGGGGGGUGAAGGACAUUCAACGGUACUUCAAAAUGCUGGGGAGCGACGGGCUCCACAUGCGCAGAGUCAAGACCAUGUUUCUGGGCUCUUCCAUGGCCGGCAAGUCCACGAUAUGCCGCAGCCUAAAGAAGAGAGAGCCCGUGGAGGUGGCCCUCGACGACCGCACCGUGGGCAUUGAGAUCAGCGAGGUGGAGAUGGGAGACGUCCGUUUCCUCUUCUGGGAUUUUGCCGGACAGGAGGAGUACUACCUCACUCACCACGUCUUCAUCACCCCUCAGGCCUUCGUCAUCCUCACCAUUGAUCUGGCCAGUUACAGUGUCAAAGAUCCACAGUCUUUCAACGAGAGUGUGAGCUUCUGGAUCAACAAUGUGCAGCUGAGGGUCCCUGACUCUGUGGUCCUGCUUGUGGGGACUCACUUGGACCAGUGCAGAGAUGAAGGGGAGGUGCGGGAGAAGAAGGAGCACAUUGAGAUGAGCAUCAGGGACAUGCUGGAGGAACGGAGGGAAAAUCUGGAACAGCGCAUAAAAAACAUCAAGGAGGAACAGAAGGAUCCUGCCAUGUUCUCUGAUCACCUGAGAGACCUUGAUCAGCUUACUGAGUACCACCUAAAGGUCAUUGGCCUCAUACCCAUUGACUGCACAAAACCUGAAGAAAUUACAAAGCUCCAAGACCAUAUUUUAUGUCAGGUGCAGAAGACAGAACUAUUCCCUAACAUAGAGAAGACACUGCCACGUAAAUUUCAAGAGGUAGAAUUAUCAAUCAAAGACCUUAAAAAAGAAGAGGCCACUCCUAAACAUGGGAUAUGGUCUUUUGACGAAAUUCUGGAUAAUCUAUGCACCAAGCUUGGUGAGCUGGAUCGUGAAGACCUAAAAUGCAUUCUGCGUUAUCUACAUCGGAUUGGGAUCAUUGUGUGGUAUGAAGAGAUAACCUCUUUGGUGGAUACUGUGUUCGUGGAGCCAUCUUUCCUCAUAACUCUAUUCAAAACCAUUGUGAGACAUGACUUGGUGAAACAACUGAAAGACAUCCCCAGAAACGAGCUGCAGCGGGAAAGGGCUCUUGACAUACAUAGAAGCAAAUGGAUCAAUGACUUACAAGCGAGAGCCACACUGCACAAUGUAGCCAUACGAGUCCUGCUGAGAAGGUCCCUGAGAGAGCACCAGCUGGAUGACGAGGACGUAGUGAAGGAGAUAGUUGGGACCAGGACAGAAGAUGGGAAAGUCCUCCAGCUUUUGCACCACUUCGAAAUUUGUCUUCCAACCAAGUUUAGCAGCCCCCUCAAUCCAGAAGCCCCCGAGUUCAGCCCUAAUAAAAUGUGGAAGCUCUCAGACCUCUCCAUACACGAUCCAAAAGAUGCCUGCUUGUUCCCAAGCUACCUUCAGGACAAUAAUACAGUCCUGAAGAUGUGGGGGGAAGAUAAGAAUGAUGAAGUUGAGGUUCGGGUCUAUUUCCUCCCAGAGAUCCCCCAUGGGCUCUUCCACAGGCUUAUCAUUAAGGCCUGUUCAUUUUACCCUGCUCACUGGGUGGGAAAAGAAUUGUGCCUCCUUAGUUCUGGCGAAAGACUGGUCCUGCUCAAAGAAAGGUGUGGGAAUAAAGAUGAGGAUCAAUUCAUUGUAAUUCGCUGCAGAAGACCUGACCCCCUCAAGCAAGACAUGGACAAAUGCUGGGACAUGGUCAGGACAGUUCUGUCGAAACUGAUGCAGCUGACUGAGCAGUGGCCUGGUCUCUGGCCGUACAUCUGCACUCCGUGUAGAGAAAGCGGAUGCUCUGCUUACUUCCAUUGGAAUUGCUGGAAGGAACCUUAUACGGGGGCAGAGGAGAAAGAACUCUGUGAUAAUGGGCAUAUACAUCGGCCUGAGAUGCUGUUUCCGAAAGCUCAGAGGGAUACAAAGUCCAAUGAGUCACUGAAUGUUGCCUUGGAGGAGACAUCUUAA
Megalops cyprinoides (Indo-Pacific tarpon) is the source of this 2507-nucleotide messenger RNA. RefSeq names its product malignant fibrous histiocytoma-amplified sequence 1. Gene Ontology annotation, molecular function: protein binding. Lineage: Eukaryota; Metazoa; Chordata; Actinopteri; Elopiformes; Megalopidae. The transcript is spliced from 10 exons. The record is from RefSeq and is a predicted model, not a curated record. Bases 42 to 2507 code for a protein of 821 amino acids.